AAUUAUUCAAGGCAACGAGAAUGGUGGAAACGAACACCUCGACAAGAGUAAGCAGCAAGACAGCAAUGAUCUUAGAACACUGGAAAGUACAGUACUGGCCCAGCGAAAAAGAAUUAGUUCGAGACGCGUCUUGGGUUAAGUAAUUAGUACUCCCAGCGCAGCAAUUGCCCAAAUGCAGUGUAUAUCGUGAGUCGUGACGACGUCACCCUCCAGAUUGCGGCGUGAAUUCUUUCCAGAAACAUACCCAAAUUGUAUUUCCUUAUUAUUUUUCUUAUAAUGCCUCCAAUAAAUUCCUGAAACGCCUCCUCCUCCGAUUUUCUUCUCUCUCUCUCUCUCUCUCUCUCUGUAAUUUAUUCCUUCUGCUCGUCAGAGCUGUUGAUAGGCGAUAGGCGGUAGGCGGUAGGCAUUUCUUGUUCCAUCAUUUUUUUUAUGCUGUAAAAUCUCUGGAAAGUUGUAGAAUUGAUGUAUUUUAUUUUUUUGGAACUUCAUAUAUCAUAUUAGAAGCUCAGGUAUUUGUUUUUUAGGGUUUUGCUUGCCGUGAAUGUCAAUGCUCUGUUGCUAUUUUUUUAUGUUUUGGAGGUUUUUUCUAUAAAAUUGGAACUGCCAUUUGAUUCAUUGAUUCGUUCGAAGUGGCAGUCCUUUCGACUCUGGGGGAAGUUCAGAUCUUCGAUUUUUAGGGCUUUGCAUUUGCUUAUUUGUCGAAGCUCUGAUUGCAAGGAGAGCAAUAGUUCUUCAACACUCUGACUUCCUUGAAUCCGUUUUGUUAUCUGAAACCCACAUUUUUUAUACAAGGCGUAAAUGUCUAGUGUAUAGGGUUUAAGAAGAACCCUUCGUUUUUUUUAGGGAUUUUAGUUGGUCUGUGAGGAGAACGGCUCUCGGGUACUCUUUUUCUAGGGUUUACGUUGUGGUGGAGUAGGCAUUUGUCUUUUGGGGGUUUAUCAUCUCUUGUUCUGCUCGAUUGUUGUUAUUCUGUUUCGAGAUUCUUAUACUUUGAGGGGUUUUGAUCAUGGAGAAGGAUAAGCCUCCUUGCCAUGGAGGAGGUUUGCCACCUCCCUCAGCUCGUUAUUCUGCUUUUUCGUCGCCGGGGAAUAAUUUCACUGCGAAGUCUGAGCCUUCCUCUUCUCCAAUGCCACCGCCAGCCCCGGUAUCUACUCCAGAAUCAAGUCAUUUUGGUCAUGGAUUGUCGUCUGAUACCAACCAUUUUAGCCAUGACAUCAGUCGGAUGCCAGAUUUCCCUCCAAAGAAUCUUGGUCAUCGGCGGGCUCAGUCUGAGAUCCUUAGUCUCCCAGACGAUAUCAGCUUUGAUAGUGAUCUUGGUGUUGUCGGUCCUGGAGACGGUCCUUCGCUGUCGGACGAUACUGAGGAAGACCUCUUUUCCAUGUACGUUGAUAUGGAGAAAUUUAGUGCAUCUUCGGCGACAUCUGGGUUUCAAGCAGGUGAGAGGUCAACGGCUGCAGCAACUGCAACUCCUUCGGCUGAGAAUUUAGUUGUUGGUGCUAAUGAGAGGCCAAGGGUUAGGCAUCAGCACAGCCAAUCCAUGGAUGGGUCAACCUUGAUCAAAUCGGAGUUGCUUGUUUCAGGCACAGAAGGACCUUCUGCGGCAGAAACCAAGAAGGCCAUGUCAGCGGCUAAGCUUGCUGAUCUUGCCCUCAUUGACCCAAAGCGUGCAAAGAGAAUCUGGGCAAAUAGGCAGUCAGCUGCAAGGUCAAAGGAGAGGAAAAUGAGGUACAUAGCAGAACUAGAACGGAAAGUGCAGACCCUCCAAACAGAAGCAACCACACUUUCUGCUCAGUUGACCAUGUUGCAGAGAGAUACAAAUGGUCUGACUGCUGAAAACAAUGAGCUGAAACUCCGUCUGCAAACAAUGGAGCAACAGGUUCACCUUCAAGAUGCCCUGAAUGAAGCUCUGAGGGAAGAAGUCCAACGUCUCAAGUUGAUGACAGGGCAAGCCAUUCCCAAUGGCGGGCCCAUGAUGAACUAUGGAUCCUCUUUUGGAAUUGGAUCCAAUCAGCAAUUCUAUCCCAAUUGUAACACGAUGCACACACUCCUAGCUGCACAUCAGUUUCAACAGCUCCAGAUUCAUUCUCAACAGCAGCAGCAGCAGCAGCCGCAUCAACAUCAGCUUCAGCAGCAACAGAAACACACACAACCUCAACAACAGCAAUUCCAGCAGCAGCAACAAACUGGGGAUUUGAGAAUUAAACCUCCAUCGAUUACUCCAAACCAGGGAGAGAAAACAUCUGCGUCCAAUGACUGAAGGAAAAAUCAGGGGAUAGCAAUUGUUAUAUUUUUUAUUAGGAUCCAUUUGUUCAGACGCUUAAGGGGCAAUCAAAUUCACCAUCAAAUGUUUCAUCUAUAUUCCGCCCAUUUACAUUGAAACAAACCUUAGGGCCCUCGGCCAGGUAGGAAGGAUAUUUCCUUUUGCAUUAGCAUCCAUAUAAUGAACAUGAUAUUCUUUCAGUACUGUUUCAUUAAAUAUUUUUUUAGAUUUAGCCUA
Nelumbo nucifera (sacred lotus) is the source of this 2497-nucleotide messenger RNA. RefSeq names its product Basic-leucine zipper (bZIP) transcription factor family protein. The record is from RefSeq and is a predicted model, not a curated record. Gene Ontology annotation, cellular component: nucleus. Lineage: Eukaryota; Viridiplantae; Streptophyta; Magnoliopsida; Proteales; Nelumbonaceae. Gene Ontology annotation, molecular function: DNA-binding transcription factor activity. Gene Ontology annotation, biological process: regulation of DNA-templated transcription.